AUGACCCCGACCACGCCCUUCCCCCGUCACCUCGAGACCCUCCUACGCUCCUGCUGCGCCGGUCACCACCUCCGCCCCCUCUUCGCGCGCCUCAUCGUCGCCGGCCUCGUCCGCCACCCCCUCGCCCUCCGCCGCCUCGUCGAGCUCCUCGCCCUCGCCGCCAACCACCCCGCCGCCCCCCUCCUCGCUCGCCCCCUCUCCCACCUCUACUUCCGCCUUGCCCCCGCCUCCACCACCUUCCUCUACAACCUCCUCAUCCGCGCCUUCUCCCGGAGCCGCCACCAUCCCACCGAGUCUCUCGUCGCCUUCUCCUCCCUCCUCCGCCACGGCGGCCGCUCCCUCCCCGACCGGUUCACCUUCCCCUUCCUUGUCAAGGCCAGCUCCAAUCUCAAUUCCCCCUUCGAAGGGCAGCAGAUCCACUCCCAGGUACUGAAACGUGGAUUCCAAUCCGAUGUCUAUGUUGUAAAUACUUUUCUCAGCAUGUAUUCUUCUUUUGGGGACUUGGCUUCGGCUCAGAAGCUCUUUGAUUCGAGCUCUGAGGUGUUGGAUGUUGUCUCGUGGAACACGAUAAUUGAUGGAUACGUGAAAUCCGGGGCAGUGGAGGUUGCAAGGCGGCAUUUUGACGAAAUGCCGGUCAGAAAUGAGGUAUCUUGGAGCGCGAUCAUUUCGGGUUACGCCGGGAAGGGUGAGCUGGACAUGGCUCAAUCCUUGUUUGAUAGAAUGCCGGUCGGGAGGAACAUCGUGACUUGGAACUCGAUGAUAUCCGGGUUCGCAAGGCAUGGGUUGCUCCCGCUGGCAAGAAAGCUGUUUGAUGAGAUGCCAGUGAGGAAUGUUGUGUCAUGGAAUUCAAUGGUUUCAGGGUAUGCUAUGAAUGGGGAGAUGGACUUGGCAAUGGAGUUGUUUGAUCUAAUGCCGGAGAGAGAUGUAGUUUCUUGGAGCUGCAUGAUUUCGGGCUAUGCACAGAUUAACUGGUAUAUGGAGGCACUGCAAAUCUUUAAAAGGAUGCAACUGGAGAGCAGUGUAAAGCCCAAUGAAGUUACAAUGGUCAGUGUGCUCUCAGCUUGCGCACACCUAGCCGCUUUGGAUCAGGGAAAGUGGGUCCAUGCUUACAUUGACAAAAACCACAUGACUUUGGAUGAUGACUAUAAUCUAGGUGCUGCAUUGAUCGAUAUGUAUGCCAAGUGUGGAAGCAUGGAGACGGCGGUUGAACUCUUCCAUGCAUUGGCUAGGAAGAAUGUUUCUAGCUGGAAUGCUCUGAUCACAGGGUUAGCAAUCAAUGGGGCAGCUCAUGAAUCUCUUGAAGCCUUUGAGCGGAUGCAGAGAUCAGGGCCAAAGUCUAAUGGCAUCACUUUUUUGGGUGUCUUAACUGCAUGUACUCAUGGUGGGUUGGUGGAUGAAGGGCGUUGGUAUUUUGAGAACAUGUCAAAGGUUUAUGGGGUUCAGCUUGAGAUGAAGCAUUAUGGUUGCAUAGUCGAUUUAUUGGGCCGAGCUGGGUUCUUGGAAGAGGCAGAAGGGAUCGUCAGAAGCAUGCCAAUGAAGCCGGAUGUGAUGGUAUUGGGUGCUUUGCUUGGUGCUUGUAGGAUCCACAGAGACAUCAGAAUUGCAGAUAGGAUAAGAUGUCAAGUUCUCAAUCUGAAGCCUCAGCAAUCUGGUUGCCAUGUUCUACUGUCUAAUAUCUAUGCUGCUGCUGGUAGAUGGGACGAUGCCUUAGAGAUGAGGAGUUUAUUGAAGCAGAGUGGCAUCAGGAAAGAGCCAGGGUCUAGUUCAGUUGAAUUAGAUGGAGUUGUAUAUGAGUUUGUUGCAGGGGAUUGUCCCAAUCCAGAGGCCAGCACGGUAUAUUCCUGGCUAGAUGAAAUGGGGAGGAAGCUAAGAUCUCUAGGGUAUUUACCAGUGACUGAAGAUGUUCUGUUAGAUUUAGAUGAAGAAGAUAAAGAGACCUGUCUCUCAAGGCACAGUGAGAAGCUUGCUUUAGCAUUUGCCUUGCUAAGGGCUACACCUCAAUCAACAAUUAGAAUAGUAAAGAAUCUACGGAUAUGUGGGGACUGCCAUUUAUUUAUAAGGCAUGUAUCAAAAUUAUACCCACAGCAAAUUCUUGUGAGAGAUAGAAUCCGCUUCCACCAUUUCAAGGGUGGCUUUUGUUCAUGCAAGGAUUACUGGUGAUGUCAAAGUAUUGCUGAAACUCAUAUUUUGUCGCAUGGGGUGCAAUAAAUUUCGAGAAUUAUACUCGUUGAUGCCAAUUGCAGCUGGAUGACUGUGUUCUACUUGUGUGCUUCAAAGAUUCACUUGCUCUUUUAGACCGAUGAAGGGUCCUGGCUGUAUGACUGCUCUCACCAAGUGGCAAUGCAUCCAAUACCUUCUGCCGAUCUUUAAUCAAUGAGUAUACUACAAUUAAGGAUGAUUAGCUUGGACAGCUGAGGGAUUUUAUUUGGUACCUAUGUCAAGAAAGCUGUUAACAUCUUUAUGAGGUCUUUAAGAGAUCUAUGGUUCCUGAGAAGAGGCUGAACAAUAGGUCUCAGGAAGAGCAUGCAAGUCGCUCAAGGUUUGAAGGAGGGUUGACUAUAAGGAAAUACUCUUGAGGGCCUAAUGUUUUGUCAGCUAAACCUCCCAUCAAAUGUGGAUGCUCAUACCGAUGAAUGGCUUUCAAAAUUGCAAGCCCCUCAGCCUCCAGUUUGUGUUCUUUUUUCUGCAAGUGGCUAAGCAAAUUGUUACUGGUGUUGGGAGGAAUAUUUAAAUGUUGAAUAAUACCUCCACUGUUGAUUGUUUUUGAGAUACUAUUUGGACCGUUCCAAACAACAAGCACCAGCUAUGUUUGGUAGCAAAAUGAGGUCUGCUGUUCAAUCUUGAAAUGGCAUCAGAAGUUGAGCCUAUCCCUAUCUAAAUGUUAUUUGAAGCUGUGAAGAUAUAAGAGAUGCUGCAUCUUUAACAAAAGCAAUAAGAAAUCUUCACAAAUGCUGCAUCUUCAGCAAAAGCAAUAACAUCAAUCUUAACAAGUAUCCCCAGACAACUAGAUUUUGAGGCGUGAUCUCUAGGAUGGUGUGGAUAUUGUAAUUUUUUUUUUGUUCUGCAAGGUUGCUUUUCCCAUUGCUGAAAUAUUCAUGUGGCAAGACUGGGAGAACAUUACUGAGGAUUCGAAGGGAAUUGUGAUGGAGGGAGAUUCAAUAAUUUUGACUUGCUAAUAU
Messenger RNA from Elaeis guineensis (African oil palm), 3179 nucleotides. Its product is annotated as pentatricopeptide repeat-containing protein At3g62890-like. NCBI's taxonomy places the organism in Eukaryota, Viridiplantae, Streptophyta, Magnoliopsida, Arecales, Arecaceae. The record is from RefSeq and is a predicted model, not a curated record. Gene Ontology annotation, biological process: RNA modification. Gene Ontology annotation, molecular function: protein binding; zinc ion binding; RNA binding.